AUUUUCGCGAGGUGGAUGGCAGAGAGGCCUACUACACGAAGAAAGAAAAGGAGUUCAAUGCAGUCGCGGAUUUGCUGAAGCCUGUGCAGAAGUUAUGACUUGCACUUGCUUCAUCAGGUGUAGUUACCAGAUGCAUCCAUAUCUUAGAGUUUGACUUUUUACAAGUUACUUUUGCUCGUCUCAAUUCACUCGUUUCACCGUCUCAACCUCUAACCAGCGGCUUCCGAGACAAUAAGAGCGCCAUGCAUAACAGUGCGAAUGGUAGUUACGCAGUGAAGGCCACGGU
Molecule: messenger RNA, 286 nt
Organism: Amoebophrya sp. A25
Lineage: Eukaryota; Dinophyceae; Syndiniales; Amoebophryaceae
Source: the annotation of a GenBank genome assembly